UGUGCUGUGUCCCUCGGACACAGCAGAUCACCGAUCAACAGAAAGAGCCAAAGAUGUCGGCUCGGUCAUGUGAUCAGCUGUGUCCAAUCAUAGCUGAUCACAUGGGACAUCUACACAGAUCAUCAUAGCACUGAUGAUCAGUGUGCCCUGAUGAUCUGUGUAGCCCCAGCAGUGCCACCUGUCAGUGUCCAUCAGUGCCAGCUGUCAGUGCUCAUCCAUGCCACCUGCCAGUGCCCAUCAGUGACACAUCAGUGCCACAUUUCAGUGCCUACCAGUGCACAUCAAUGCCACAUAUCAGUGCCCAUCUGAGCUGCCUUUCAGUGUCAACCAUCAGUGCCAGUCAGUGCCGCCUAUCAGUGUGCAUCAGUGA
This is a messenger RNA of Staurois parvus, 370 nucleotides long. The record is from the annotation of a GenBank genome assembly. Lineage: Eukaryota; Metazoa; Chordata; Amphibia; Anura; Ranidae.